This is a messenger RNA of Fusarium oxysporum Fo47, 486 nucleotides long. RefSeq lists its product as uncharacterized. NCBI's taxonomy places the organism in Eukaryota, Fungi, Ascomycota, Sordariomycetes, Hypocreales, Nectriaceae. Bases 1 to 486 code for a protein of 161 amino acids. The transcript is spliced from 2 exons. The record is from RefSeq and is a predicted model, not a curated record.
AUGCUUUCCUUCGCCAAGUCCAUCCUUUUCACCUCCAUUGUGGCCAUUGCCGCUCAAGCCAUAACAACCGUCUCUUCGCCAACUCAAACAUCUCUACCUGCCUUGGCAUCCCAGGUCCCAUCCUGCGUUUCUGGAUGCCUUGGAGUCGUUCACGAAAGCAUCGGAUGUGAUGCAGGUGACAUUGUGUGUCUUUGCAAACAUAAGGCCUCUUUGAUAAGCAAGGUUGGUUUAUGUAUUGUCGGAGCACAGUGUGGUUUUGAGGACGCUACUGGCUCUACCGAUAUUGUCCGAGACAUGUGCGACUUGGUAGCUGAGGACCCUGGAACGGCCGUAAUCGCUUCUGCCUCCAAGGUCCUAGAUGCAGUUGUCGCUUCUGCUACUGUCUCCGCCGAGAGUGCGUCCACUUCUACAAAUGCUGCGGGUCCUGUCACCUAUGAUGUUGUCAAGGUUGUUGUUGUUGGUGCAGCUGCUGCUUUUUCUAUCUAA